This is a messenger RNA of Puntigrus tetrazona (Sumatra barb), 2849 nucleotides long. It is a transcript of the gene smpd1, whose product is annotated as sphingomyelin phosphodiesterase 1. The transcript has 6 exons. The coding region runs from base 250 to 2031 and encodes 593 amino acids. The record is from RefSeq and is a predicted model, not a curated record. Gene Ontology annotation, cellular component: lysosome. Gene Ontology annotation, molecular function: acid sphingomyelin phosphodiesterase activity. Lineage: Eukaryota; Metazoa; Chordata; Actinopteri; Cypriniformes; Cyprinidae. Gene Ontology annotation, biological process: sphingomyelin catabolic process; ceramide biosynthetic process.
AUAUAAAGCGGUCGGGUCGGUCGGACGCGGUACAAUGUUGUUGUCAGAAGAGACAGGCGGUGGACGGACUCUUCAAAACGCAAUACAGUGUUCACAACAGACGCGGAUUCGCGCUAUUCCGCUUCGUGUUUUAUUAAUGCGUACAACUCGAGCGUAACAACACGCAUAUUCAAGCCGUCCUGAAGCCGUCGGCCGAGGCUGUGUGUGUUAAGACGGAGGACUGACCGAGUUAGUCGCCGCGCGUGCAGCAUGAAGCGUCCGGGGUUCGGUUUGUUCUCAGUCUUCGUAGUCUGGACACUGUGUUCGGUGCCGUGGGCUUCCUCGUACCCCCUCGAGGAAGGAACUGAUUCGCCUCAGCUGAGGUUCAUGGAGGAGUUUGAUCGUUUCAAGGUCCUGUUCAGCUGGCACAACAUAUCCUGCGUUGUGUGUAAAACGAUCUUCGCCUCGCUUGACAUCGCGCUGCUGAGCGACUCAAACAUGGAGCGUGUGGCGCAUGCUUUAGGAGAGGCCUGUGUUCGACUGCACCUGGCCGAGCCGCAAGUCUGCCGAGAAAUCACAGAGCUCUUCCGAAACGAUGUGAUCCGUGCGCUCCAGGAGUCCUUCCUCUGGCCUUCGGAGGCUUGCGCUGUGCUCGUUGGACCUACCUGCGGUCAUUUUGAUAUCUAUGCCCCCUGGAAUGUGUCCCUGCCGCGGGUCCCCAAACCCCCAGUCAAACCGCCCACCCCUCCCAAACCGGGCUCUCCACGGAGCCGGGUCCUCUUCCUCACUGAUGUCCACUGGGAUGCGGAGUACGCCGAAGGCAGUCUUGUGGACUGUAAGAUGCCCCUCUGCUGUCGAAAUAACUCCGGAAGGCCCAGCUGGAAGCACACGGGGGCCGGAUACUGGGGCACGUAUGGCGAUUGUGACCUGCCUCUGCGCACGGUAGAGAACCUUCUCCAAAACGUAGCCAGAUCAGGCCCGUGGGAUUGGGUUUACUGGACGGGAGACAUUCCAGCACACAACGUCUGGUCUCAGACCCGGGCUCAGCAGCUGAACGAGCUCGUGACCAUCACUCGACUCAUACACAAACACCUGGGACCGAAGGUAACCGUGUACCCAGCGGUUGGGAAUCACGAGAGCACUCCGGUGAAUAGUUUCCCUCCUCCGUUUGUACACGGGAACCGCUCGUCCCGCUGGCUUUAUGACACCAUGGCUGAGGAGUGGGCGUCCUGGCUGCCGAAGGAAGCCCUGGAGACCAUACGGCUCGGAGGGUUUUACACGGUUGAAGUUGAGCGUGGUUUGAGGGUGGUGUCCUUGAACAUGAACUUCUGUGCACGAGAGAACCUCUGGCUGAUGGUGAACUCCACCGACCCGGCAGAUCAGCUCCAGUGGCUCAUUGGUAUACUGCAGGAGUCGGAGAACAAGGGAGAGAAGGUCCACAUCAUCGGUCACAUCCCCCCCGGGCUCUGCUUGAGCAGCUGGAGUUGGAACUACUAUCACAUAGUGAACCGAUAUGAAAGCACCAUAACUGGUCAGUUUUUUGGACACACGCAUGUCGAUGAGUUUCAGAUGUUCUACGAUGAAGAGACACUGACUCGUCCACUAAGUGUGGCUUUCAUCGCCCCAAGUGUGACCACUUUUAUCAACCUGAACCCAGGAUAUCGCGUGUAUUACAUGGAUGGAAACUAUCCAGGCAGCAGCCGCAUGGUUCUGGAUCACGAGACUUUUAUUCUCAACCUCACUCUGGCCAACAACCAGCCCUCAAAACCCGACCCUAACCCGUCCUGGACCCUGCUGUACCGCGCGUCUGAGGCCUAUGGUUUGUCCACACUCUUCCCAUCAGACAUGGACUCUUUGCUCAAACUCAUGAAGAGUGACGACCGUGUCUUCCAGCGCUUCUGGUACCUCUUACAUAAAGGCCACGUCUCGAAGCCCUGCACAGACACUUGCAAGACGUCGCUAAUGUGCCUCCUGCACAACGGACGAUACGACCUUCUAACUCGAUGUGAAGUACACGGAGAUAAACGCUCGGUUAGGAAGAGCUUGUGUUGAGGAAAUAAAGGAAACUAGAAUUGUAAUGGGUUUAACACCACACCAACUUCACACACUUUCGUUUUGUAGCACUUGCGUUUGUACUUGAGGUCAUCAAAAGCUGACUUGCGAUGGAUAUUGCUGUAGGUGUCUGGUCAAGAAAAAAAAAACAGCAGUUCCCGUAAAGAUGUGGACUUUAGAGCAGAGAACCAAAGUAUUACUGGUUGAAAGGGGAGCAGGUAGUGACUUCACUGAAUCAUGUGGUGUGUUAGUGCCUCAUAAAAACUGAGCUGUUUGAGCAGUUGUGGUUUUCGUUCAUGUAUUUGGUUCAGUGGGAUUUGCGUCACUCUUGAUCAGCUUGUCACUUUAGAAGUGUUAUCACUUCCUGCAUUAACCUAUAGAUUGCACACUGUAGCCUGUUGAGUCUUAUUGUAAAAGCUAAUCGUUUAUUGAUUCAACCCCAAAGAAUUAAACUCAAUUGUUUCAGUUCCUAAUGCAAUGAUAAAGAGAUUGUGAUCCUGUGAUUGUUUCUGUGUGAACCGAAAAUGGUUCUGCAACUCUAGUGGGAAAUUUUUUUUUUUUUUUUUUUAAGUGAAGUGGACUGUUUGAAAGUGCACUUUAUUAGGAAAAAGUCAAUUUAAUUGAGCAACUAUGCAUUAAAGUGUUUUAAAUUUCAGCUCCAAAUCAAUGCUGUUCACUUAAACUUUAAUAAAAUAAUUCUGGAAAAAAAACCUUCAACUGCGAGACAUGUUUAGGUAUUUCUGAAGGCUCAUGUGACACCAAAGACAGAAAAUUCUGCUUUCUGCCACAGGAAUAAAUUACAUUUUAUAACAUUGAAA